Molecule: messenger RNA, 739 nt
Organism: Rubroshorea leprosula
Lineage: Eukaryota; Viridiplantae; Streptophyta; Magnoliopsida; Malvales; Dipterocarpaceae
Source: the annotation of a GenBank genome assembly
GUGAUUCCAGUUGGAAGUCCAGAUGCCCGAAGUACCCGACCUCGGGCACCUGCAGGAUGUGCGAGGUCGGAGGUCGGACUUUGAUCUCGGAUUACUACCACCACUACAAGUCCGGCUCUGGAAAGUGCAUCACUGGCGACUGCGGUGGCGUACUAAAGUGCAGAGGCGGUGGCGCGCCACCAGCGUCCCUUGUGGAAUUCACAAUCGCAUCCGACUCAUAUUCGAAGGACUUCUACGAUGUCAGUCUGGUGGACGGUUACAAUGUAGCCUAGGUGUGAGGGCAGUUAGCGACUCCGGGGACUGUCAGUACGCCGGUUGCACGAAGGAUCUCAAUGCGAACUGUCCGGCAGAGCUACAGAUCGUCGACUCAGACUCUGUCGUUGCGUGCAAGCGCGCCUGCCUCGCUUUUAACACGUCGGAGUACUACUGUGGCGUCCACAGCACGCCACAGACGUGCCCGCCGACGCAGUACUCAUCGAUCUUCAAGAAUGCGUGCCCUACCGCUUACAGUUAUGCUUAUGACGACGCCACGAGCACUUGUACCUGCUUCGGGUCGGACUAUUUAGUCACUUUCUGCGGGCAAUAAGUUUGUUCCCUGAUCAUUGGACAAUUAUUAUUAAAUUAAAUUAAAGCUUUGCUUCAUCAACCAGGAUUGAUAUUUUGGUUAUAAGUUUUUAAAUGAUUAGUUUAAUUACUAUGGUUCGUUGGUUUGGUGAGACGAUAAAUGAUACCAGCAAGU